This is a messenger RNA of Racocetra persica, 212 nucleotides long. The record is from the annotation of a GenBank genome assembly. Lineage: Eukaryota; Fungi; Glomeromycota; Glomeromycetes; Diversisporales; Gigasporaceae.
CCUCAAAGGACUCAAGUUGGAAGGUGAAAAAGAGAAGAGAUUUUAGACAAAAUACACCUCCCACAUAUCUCUUAUUGGUCCGUCAAAAGAGCUACGAGAGAAAAGACGGGCUAUUUGAGGUAACGCUGCCAAGCGAACAUCAAAGAACUCGAGAAAACAGCCGUUUGCUUGUAAAAACAGCAUGUCUCCCGAGGGUUGCUGGUUACGCGGAG